ACGGUAGCCAAUGAUGGGAAGGGAGUGAGACCAACUGUGCACUGAUCCGUGGCAUACCAAGACAGACGACAGAAAAAUAACUGCGAUCAUGACACGUAAAAUUAACAAUAAAAUAGAAUAGAUAAACGUAUCAUGUUUUGAAAUAAGGUUUAUAAAGAGAAGGGACUUAGAGAAUGCCUUAUAAAAAAACGUAUCCUUGUUUGGAAAUAGUGCUGGCUUGGGAGUCGUAGUCCAUGCGUCUCUCUGGAUGAGUGUUUCUACAGUAGGUCUGCUAACGCCUUUUGUAUUCAGCCAUGUCCGAACUAAAAACCCGUGAACUGCUCAAUGCCUUAUUACGCGAUCCGUGGCUCUGGAAUGCAAUGCAACAUUGUUGCGACGCAUAACGAUAAUGUGUUCCACUUUAGAAAGCGAGUUUGUUCCAGCCAUUUUUUGGGGGAGAAGCAAAUCACUUAUAUGUUUCGCAUCGCGUAUGUAUUUUUGCGGAUUAAACGCCUAAAUAACUCGAAAUAACUGGAAGAUUACUAUUUUCUCGCCUAUCAUGGAAGAUACGGAGCAGAGUGAGGAGGAGCAGAAGGAACUGGAGCUGGUGGUCCUCUGUCUGCAGGAGGAGGGCAUGGCCCCCGGGGCCUCAGUGAAGGAGCAGCUGGGUUUCCUAUGGAGGCUGUUCCAGCACAGCGAGGGACGCCUCGUCGCCGUGACCCAUGACCUGGACAGCCUACGAGCACGCCACUCUGCCGAGAUGGCCGAGGUGCAGAGGUACCUGGAGCACAUCCGUAGCCUAUCAGAGAAGAGGGAUGCCCUGGCCCAGGAGUACGAGCAGGAGAAUGAGGUCCUCAGGGCCCAGCUGCAACGCCUGACACUCCAGCAAGAUGCCCAGAUGAAUGAGGUGGCUGAGAUGUUGUACCAGGAGGGCCUGGCAGAAGUGAUUCCCAGCAGCCACAGUGAACAGGUGGCCUACCUGCUGGUGGAGAGGGCUUCCCUGCUGGAGAGACCUAAUGACCCCCAGGUCCCCGAUGCCCAGGCAGGCACACCCUCUGCCAGCCAGCAGGAGACACAGUCCCAGAUUCAGUGCCCCAAAGAGAGCAUGGACCAGGGGGCACCCUCACGUGGCCAGAGCCCAUGGAAGAGGCUCUUUGGACUCCGCAAGGCAGCUCAGAGCAAACAGGCUUUGGCCUCAGUUGAGCUCAGGCCGGGGUCAGGGCUCAGUGUGGAGCAGGAGUGGGCCCGUCUAGAGAGAGACCUGGAGGAGGCGUCACGUCGCUUGGCCAUGGCCCACAGAGAGAUCCGACGUCUGACCGAUGAGCUAGAGUCAGCCCACAUGACACAGAGUGCCUAUGAGCCAGAGCUGCAGGGAGCCCAGGAGGAGGUAGAGCAGCUCAGACAGGAAGUGGAAAAGCUCAAGAAAUGUGACGUGGUGGAGUUGCGUAAGGCCAAGGAGCUGAAUGAUCGUCUGGACCAGGAGAUCAGAGCCCUCAGGACGAGGGUGCGCACCAUGGACGCAGAGAGAAAGACCCUCCUAGAGACGGUGGAGAAAAUGAAGGACUCUGACAAUGCGGCUAAGACUCACCCAGAAGCACUGCAGCUUAACUUGGCUAAGGGAGAAGGGAUAGCCGCCCCUCAGAUGCACACUGUCUGUCUCCAAACAGAACUACUGCUCCUGGACCAGGACAAGACCCAUGAAAGACGCCUCCAGCAGUCCGAGACCAAGGACAAACUAAAUGAUGUGCGGCGUCAACUGCAGGGGCUGCAGGAGAAAUACGAUGAGCUGAUGAACGUUACGAAGAAGGCAGAGGAGUACGAGGACUACGAGGAGCUGAAGAAGCAAAGAGAAGAGGAGGAGAAGGUUCUGGAGCUGCUGAUGGAUAAGACCGAGGUGGUGGAGGGGGAAUAUGAGGAGCUGAAGACUAAGAAAGAGGAGAUGGAGGAGGAAUAUGAGGAGCUGAAGACUAAGAAAGAGGAGGUGGAGAGGGUGUAUGAGGAGCUGAAGACUAAGAAAGAGGAGGUGGAGAGGGUGUAUGAGGAGCUGAAGACUAAGAAAGAGGAGGUGGAGAGGGUGUAUGAGGAGCUGAAGACUAAGAUGGAUGAGGAGAAGAAGGAAUAUGAACAUCUGGAGAAUAUGAGGGAGGAGUUGAAGCUGGAUGAAGCUCUGGGCCGGAGCAAGCAGCAGCAGCAGCAUAGUAGUCAGGCGGUGGAACUGCAGUUUAAGGUGUGUGCUGAGUUGAAGCAGGGCCAGGCUAUGGUCAGCCAUCUGGAGCAGAGGGCUCUGCAGCAGGAGAAUAGGGAGCUGAGGGAGGGGCUGGCCCAGAGCAGCCAGAAAGCCCAGAGUUGCAGCCAUCUGCAGGAGGAGCUGAGCGCUGAGAGGGCCAAGCUCAAAGCCAUGGAGGUAGAGAUACAGGGUCUGCAGCAGCAGCUGAAGAGCACAGAGCACCAGCUGAACGUGGAAAGAAACCGCAACACAGAGUCUGGCCAGCAAGAGGAGGAGGCAAGAUACACGGCCCUUAGGACUCAGGAGAACCAGCUCCACAGGAGGAUGUGGGAGCAGAGGGAGGAGGAGCUGCAGGAGGAGGGGUGUUCCCUGCGAGAGGUGGAAGCCUCCCUGAACUGCACUAACUCAGAGCUGAGCCGCCGAUUUAGAGGCCAGCAGACACAUCGAGAUGUCCUACAGAGUCAGACAGCCACAGCCAGGCAGGAGAUUCCUGCUGAUUAUGUAAACCUGAAGGAAUGCCUGGAGGCCAGGCAGGAGGAUUGUGAGAAACUGACAAAGGAGCUCAUGGAAGUUCUCACGUGCCUGGAUUUACAGAAAAGCAAGAACGCCGAGAAGCGAUCUCAGCACAAAGCCAAAAUGCGGCGAGCCAAACAGAUUUUUUUGAAGGAGACAGGAUGUCGUGAUGAGAGGAUUCAAAGCCUUGAGAGAGACUUGGCUCUCGCCUUAACCUCAUCAGCCAGGGAGAAAGAGAUGAUAGUGAACAUGAAGGAGGAAAAUGGGAAACUGCUGGCAGAGAAGAGGGAUCUGCUCGGAAAACUGAAUGAUGUGGAGGAGAAAACAAACAAGAGUGUGCUUGCUGCCACUACCACUCAAUGCAGUGUGGAUUUCCUGGAGAAGGAAAGCAAGCACUUACAGGACACCAUAGUGGAGAUGUCCGGUCUGAUACCUAAUGGAGCAGCAUUGCAGCGCGCACUAAAGAAUCUCCAUAAAGCACGCAGCGCUAAUGUACAGGAAUCGAAGAAAAUGUCUCAUUUUGAGAGCAUACUGCUAACGUCUAGCCAUCUGGAAACCAGAGUUCUGCCUGGAGCAUUUGACAUGAGAAGCCAUUUGGACAACAUCCAUAGGAGCAAGGCCAGUCACACAGAGGAAGCCACCUCUCCACGCUCUACACUGACCACGCAGCCUGUGGAGAUGGGCUAUCUGAACCUGACCUCAUCCCCAGGGGUGUGGGACAGCAAUCUGAACCUGACCUCCCCUCUGACCAGGGCUGACCACAACUUCUGGCGCACUGAGCUCGGACAGUGACGAGGUGUGAGGACAGACAUGCAGAUACAGCCAAACAUAAGAAGGGAAUGCUGCAAUGAACAAUACCCUGACAGGACUAGUUGUUUUAUUUUUAUAUUACAUAUAUUCUAUGCAUUGUGGUUUAAGUCUAUUAAAGUAAAUUUUGUGUCAUGA
Salmo salar (Atlantic salmon) is the source of this 3664-nucleotide messenger RNA. RefSeq lists its product as uncharacterized. Gene Ontology annotation, molecular function: transmembrane signaling receptor activity. NCBI's taxonomy places the organism in Eukaryota, Metazoa, Chordata, Actinopteri, Salmoniformes, Salmonidae. Gene Ontology annotation, cellular component: membrane. The record is from RefSeq and is a predicted model, not a curated record. Gene Ontology annotation, biological process: cell surface receptor signaling pathway.